AUGGCAUUCUUCACAAAAUUAUUAACAUUAUUGGGAUUCAAGAAACGGGAGGCAAAUAUAUUAGUGGUUGGUUUGGAUAACAGCGGAAAGACAACUAUAAUGAAUCAUUUUAAGCCACCCGAAGAAAAAUCUAAUGAAAUCGUGCCAACCGUUGGAUUUAAUGUUGAAAAGUUUAAGAUUAAAAAUUUAACAUUUACUGCAUUUGAUAUGUCAGGUCAGGGAAGAUACAGAAACUUAUGGGAACAUUACUAUAAAGGUGUCGAAGGCAUUAUAUUCGUGAUCGACAGUUCCGACUCUUURCGAUUAGUUGUGGCCAAAGACGAACUCGAGAUGAUGUUAAAACACGCAGACAUUGCCUGCAAACCAUUGAUUCCCAUAUUAUUCUUUGCUAAUAAAAUGGAUUUAAAAGAAGCCCUUUCAAGCGUUAAAAUAAGCCAAACACUUGGUUUGGAUCAGCUUAAGAAUAAAGCCUGGCAUAUACAGGCAUCAAAUGCUGUGACAGGAGAUGGACUCAUGGAUGGCAUCGAGUGGUUAUCGGAACAACUUAUGCAACAAAAUAAAUAA
Messenger RNA from Oppia nitens, 564 nucleotides. Its product is annotated as ADP-ribosylation factor-like protein 6. Gene Ontology annotation, biological process: cilium assembly; intracellular protein transport; vesicle-mediated transport. The record is from RefSeq and is a predicted model, not a curated record. The coding region runs from base 1 to 564 and encodes 187 amino acids. NCBI's taxonomy places the organism in Eukaryota, Metazoa, Arthropoda, Arachnida, Sarcoptiformes, Oppiidae. Gene Ontology annotation, molecular function: GTPase activity; GTP binding. The transcript is spliced from 2 exons. Gene Ontology annotation, cellular component: cytoplasm; axoneme.